This is a messenger RNA of Nanorana parkeri, 8525 nucleotides long. RefSeq names its product human immunodeficiency virus type I enhancer binding protein 1 (gene HIVEP1). The record is from RefSeq and is a predicted model, not a curated record. Gene Ontology annotation, cellular component: nucleus. The transcript has 8 exons. Gene Ontology annotation, molecular function: DNA-binding transcription factor activity, RNA polymerase II-specific; RNA polymerase II cis-regulatory region sequence-specific DNA binding. Lineage: Eukaryota; Metazoa; Chordata; Amphibia; Anura; Dicroglossidae. The coding region runs from base 154 to 7959 and encodes 2601 amino acids. Gene Ontology annotation, biological process: regulation of transcription by RNA polymerase II.
CUGGCUGCUUGCGUCAGGCAGGGGGUGGCCCCGGUGUAGCUACUGUUGCUAUGGAGAGAUAGCGGGGGUGGAUUCCUAGGUUCCCUAAGCCGGAGACAGAUUACGUCUGAGGCUCUCAUACGCCGAUCAUAUGUGGCACAGCAAUCCCGGGGAAUGACCCGUCCUCAGCUGCUCGAUAAAAUAGAAGAGGCACAGAAGAAGCUUAACACUCCAGAAGAAACUCAAAAAGAAAUUGUUACUUUUGGCUCCAGAAGUUGCUCUGAUACUGUCAAAGGUGUGAAGAGGAAAAAAAUAGUAACCGAAAACCACCUAAAGAAAAUACCGAAAUCACCUUUAAAGAAUGUCACCAAGGAAAAGCAAAGGCAUGAUCUAGACUCUUGUACAUCAUCCGACCCUACCCCCUCAGGAUCUGGUCAUUCAAAAGAGAAGGAACAUUUACUGGCAGAACUACAAAAACAAAUUAUCAAACAAAGUAAAGGUGUAAAUUCUGAGCUAACUGGACCAUCUACGAAGUCUGGGGUGUCAAUGCAGGCUAGAAAACUGUCUGUUCCACCAGACUUAUGCAACGGGAGAACUGAAGGCUUUGAUUUUGGUGGCAAAAUGACUUUAUUAAAAGAAAAUAGCGCUUCUUGUACAUUACCAGUUAGUCAGAAAAGUUCAAACAGUAACUCAGAGAACACCAAUAAGCAGUAUUUAUGUGCAAAUUCAGCUUUCGAUGUUUUAUUAAAAGCAAUGGAGCCUGAACUCAACACUUUAAACCAGUCUCGGGCACCUUGUGGCACUCAAACAGAAAAGCAGGGGCAUAAUAGCAGUCCAGCACCUUCAGUAACAUACAUAACUUCAAGUCCAUCCUCCUCUUCUGAAAGGGAAUCAAGUGCUAGAUAUUCAAAUUAUCGUCAUGGACCUCAGAGUGGUCAGCAUUGCAUGUCAAUGAAACACUCUCCACAUACCCAGGGCCAUUUAGGUAUUAAAGAAGAACAGUGUGAGAUGCAAAUACCUGCUGCCUGUCCAGUGUACUCCAGUGCUCUGGACGUAACUAAACAUCAACAAGUUUAUCAUGUAGCUGUAACUUCUUCCCUAGUUAGUUCUUCAACUAAUACGGUAACUCAGGUUCUUUCGCUGCCAGUAAAUUCUUUAUCUAAUCCUUCAAAACUGUCUUUAACCUCAACAUACAGUGUAACCCAAGUUGCCUCACUUAUCACUGGGGAGCAAAUGUGCAAUAUUGUUUUGAAGGAUCAAAAACCCAAGAAACAAGGUAAAUACAUAUGUGAAUAUUGUAAUAGGGCAUGUGCAAAACCCAGUGUUCUCCUAAAGCACAUUCGAUCACAUACUGGGGAACGUCCAUAUCCUUGUGUGACUUGUGGAUUUUCUUUCAAAACAAAAAGUAAUUUGUACAAGCACAAAAAGUCUCAUGCACAUGCCAUUAAACUUGGACUAGGCCUGCAGACAGAUUCUGGUGGCAUGCUCCUUUCACAGGAUUCUGAAAAAGCACUUUUUAUUAGUUCGGAUGCAGAUGAAAGUGGAGAAAGUGAUGACGAGUAUACUUCAGAAGAAAGGCAAGAAGAUCAAAGCCUUUCAAGCAUGGAAUUCCCAGAAAAUGUAAAAAUGGCAUCGGUAUCUGACAGCAUUUCACAGAAAGAAGGAAGGUCUUCCUCAAACAGCCCCGUUGCAAUGUUGCAAGACAGUUCUGACCACCGAAUAGAGGCAAAACUGACAGAAUUACCUAAAGUUGUUGUUUAUCCAGUCAGUGUUUCUCCAUUGAGAGCAGAUAGCCCAAAAGUUUUAGAAUCUACUUCUGAACAUUUUGUAGCACAAAUGCCAGAAUUAAAAACAAAAAAUAAGACUUUAAAUGUGUUGCGAAUGUUCUCAUUAAGCGAAUUAGAGCAAUCAUCUCAUAAAAUGUGUGAACUAGUUGAAGUUGAAAGCAUACAGCCAACAAAUAUAACUCCACAUGCACAGCUGCAAAGACAGCAAGCUACAGAUUGCUCCCAGGAGCAGCAGAGUAAAUGUCUGUUAAGUCCUAGAAGCUUAGGGAGCACAGACUCUGGUUAUUUCUCCAGGUCAGAGAGUGCAGAUCAAGCUAUGACUUCACCAUCACCUUUCAUGAAACUUUUGCCCUCAAUUGAAAAAGAUCUGAAAAAUUUAAGUUCUUUAGCACACCCAGCUAUUCAAGGGACAAUUGUGGUACAAUCAGUAUGUGUUGAGAAAGCACCUCUUGCUGAAGGAAUAAUGCGGCCUCCGUUGGGAACAAGAACGCUUGAAGAGCGUAUUUCAAAAUUAAUUUCAGAUAACGAAGCAUUGGUUGAUGACAAACAGCUAGAUAGUGUAAAGCCGAGAAGAACCUCAUUGUCAAGAAGAGGCAGCAUCGAUUCACCAAAGUCUUAUAUAUUUAAAGAUUCCUUCCAGUUUGAUCUGAAACCACCCGGAAGACGUACGAGCUCCAGUUCUGACAUACCAAAGUCCCCUUUCACACCAACUGACAAAUCCAAACAAGUUUUUUUUCUUUCUGUUCCUUCACAAUACCCUUCCAUUGACUGUUUACCAAUUACAAGAAGUAAUUCAAUGCCCACAACAGGGUAUUCAGCUAUCCCCCCUGUAAUUCCAGCGCCCCAUCCACUCAGAGGAAGCCAGUCAUUUGAUGACAAAAUAGGUACACUUUAUGAUGAUGUGUUUGUUUCAGGACCACCUAUGCCCCAGCAAACUGUUCACCCUCGUACGCUUGUUAGACAGGCUGCUGUUGAAGACGCAUCAACCACUGAACAUUAUGGCCUUGGACCUGCUCGGUCUGUUGAUGAAAGUUAUCCUUCAAGUAAAUCAUUGCAGGAUGCCUUGCUGCCUAGAAGUAAAUCUUUUGUGCAAGGGUCCAGUUUAGACAAAAUAAAAAAAACACAUCAGGGUCGUGGUACAAUGUUUGAAUGUGAAACAUGUAGAAAUAGGUACAGGAAAUUGGAGAAUUUUGAAAAUCACAAAAAGUUUUACUGUUCUGAGUUACACGGACCAAAGAGCAAAACAGUAGCUCGAGAAACUGAGCAUAGCACAACUUCAACUAUUUCUCAGCCUCAAAUGCUACAUUAUAGAGUUGCUACUGCAACUGGAAAUUUGGAACAGCCACUGCUUAUCAGGAAACGAAGAAAGAUGAAAAGUGUAGGUGAUGAUGAUGAACCCCAACAAAGUGAAUGUCGUCCAAUUCCUGAAAAUAUGGAACCUCUUAAAAGUUUAGCCAGCACAAAACCCUCCUCUACUAUCACAGUUUUAGGCUCACAAUCGUGUACAGUUUCAAAUCCUCAAAUACAGUUGGUAGCAAGAAACACAGAAACGAAUAUUGAUGUAAAGAUGCUUGGAGUAGACAAAAACACAAACUUCAUUUUGACAGAAAAGGUGGAACUCAAAUGUCAGGGAACUGGUAUUUCUGUAAUUCAGCAUACAAAUUCAUUGAGCAGACCUAACUCAUUUGAGAAAUCAGAAUCUGUUGAAAGAGUUUCACCUGUACCACUUUAUGAACAUCAGAAGAGUAAAGCAAAGAAUCCUAUGAAUACAGGUAAUAUUAUUCAAGACGAUAAACCCCGUCAUGCCUCUCUUAGCUCCUUGGGUGCAUCCGUUGACACCUUGAAAACAGAAGUCCAUGAAAGCCAACAAAGUGCACUUACAGAAAGAACAGCAUUAGCGCCUCAAUCUCGUCUGGUCCGCCAACAUAACAUUCAGGUUCCAGAGAUAUUGGUUACAGAAGAACCAGAUAAAGAUGCAGAGACUCAAGGGAAUGAACAAGAACUUCAAGAAAAAUUUAGCUGGCCACAACGCAGUGGAAGUCUUUCCAGUUUGCCUACUGAAAAACUCCCUCCCAAAAAGAAAAGAAUUCGUUUGGCUGAUCUUGAUAACUCAUCUGGAGAAUCGAGCUUUGAGUCCACCUAUUCAAGAAGCCUGAGCCGAGAGAGCAGUUUAUCCCGUGCCUCAAGUUUUUCGGCUUCAUUUGACAAAGAAGAGACUUCGAAAACUGAGAGUUUUUCAAAAACGGAUAGCAUAAACAAAUCUUCAGAGUUUCUUACAAUCCCAACAGGUUUAAAUGCAUUUGGUGUUUCCAGAGAAAUGAGGAGAGCUGCAUCUGAGCAAAUAAACUGCACACAACCUUCUAUGGAAGUCUUAGACUACAGAAGUAAAUCAUUUGACUGUGGAAGUAUGUCUAGAUCUAGAUCUAUGUCACCAACAAAUAUCAUGACUUCAAGAUCAUCUUUUGUGUGUAGAACAAGCACUGGACAUAUUCCCCUAUUAGAGAGGAGGAGAGGACCGCUUGUAAAGCAGAUAUCUUUAAAUAUUGCAGAAACAGGUGUCUCUACUUCUAAACCCAAUGUCCAUCAGUCAGAAACGCCUGUGUUGUCACAGCAAAGCUUGCAUACAGGAAACAGAUCAUUAAUCGAAUUCACAGUGUGCCCAAAAGAAUCCUCAAAGCAAAAAGUUGUGGCUGAAAAAAAAAUUUCAGCUGAAAACUCGAAGCUUGCUCUACACACUGAAAUUGUUUCAAUAAAUGCAACUAAUACUAACGUAUUUAAGAAGGAUUUUCCUAUUGGAAUGCUAAGCAUGUUGCAAAGUGAUGGAAAAGAGAAGUAUGUGUCUCCCAAAAAGGAUGAAAUAAAAAUGAGUUUUGCUCCAAAAUAUCAACUUGAAUGUCCGAAAAUCCAAGAAAACCAGUUUUGUGCUGCUGCUAAACCAAUUGCAAUGAUUUUGCCAAAUAGCUCUUCUGAAGGCACUAGACUUAGCAGCACAUCUUGGAACUUAAAGACUGAUACUACAGACAAUAGACCCAGUAUAUGUAUGACCAUGCAAAAACAAGGCAAAUUGUAUUGUAAUUUACCAACCACACAUUCAGUAGUCGUCCCGGUUCAUAACUACAGCAAUUCUCUAUAUUACGGGUUUCCUGCAAUUACUUCUCUCCCUGAGAUUUUAGUAACACAAGACCAUGGGAAUCAAACGGCUUUUAAAGCCAGUUCAGGUACUGCAAUGGAUAAUAGGGAACCAAUACAGAUGCCAAAGCCUAAUGAGGAACCAGGCAGACUCCCUGUAAGCUCUCCAAAAAGUUCAGAAAGUUGUCUUCCACGAUCUGCACCUCAGAAAGCUCUAGUAGCUGGCUUAGUCCCUCAGCAAGAGACCUCAGCCUCAAGCAAGCGAAUGCUUUCACCAGCCAACAGCCUUGAUAUUGCUAUGGAAAAACAGCAAAAGCGUGUAAAGGAUGAAAGUGGGGCUGCAAGUAAUACCAGUGGUCAACAAGUGCAUUUGAUGAGCAUGAAUGCUAUAGAGCCUGGUAAACAAAGAAAGCCAAUGCUAGUAAGACAGUUUUGCACUACAGACCCAGGUGAUAGCUUGGAUCGGGAUGUUACUCCUAGGAAGUAUAAUCCUGAAGAUCAGUCUUUGGGGUCACAGAUCACCAGCUUCCAUUCCUCUGUAAAACCCAUUUCUGAUGUAAAAGACACUAUAGAAUGUGAAAAAAAUAAAUCUCCUGAUCUUUCUGGUCCUAAUGUAAGAAUGUCACCAGAACCUUCCUCCAGCACUCAGGCAUGUUCCUUGAAACACACAUACAGUAGUCAAGAGAGAUCACUUGUUAAUUCUAAAGCAGUUAAUAUUCAAGGCCAAAUAAAACUUGCUGCAGCAAUAUCAGUGGUAAAUGCAGGAGAUAUGCAUAGGCUGUCUUUUCCAAGCCUGAAGACCUCAACAAGUUUUACAUGGUGUUACCUGCUGAAAAGGAAGCCAAUCCAUCUUCCACAGACUGACCAAAAGACAUCUGCCUAUGCUUCCUGGACUAUCGGCUCUAAUAAUCCAAACCCGCUUGGAUUACCCACUAAAGUGGCUUUGUCUCUGUUGAAUUCAAAACAGAAGUGUGAAAGGUACAUGUUUACUUCAGUGAAAACCUCUCACUCUAGACAUGACGUCUUGGUGUAUUCAAGCAAAUGGAAAAGAAAUGCAAAAGAGUCAUCUCAAUGCCAGUCUUCAGUAAACCAGUCUGAAGAUCAGAAAGCUGCAGAAGCAAGUAAUGAACAGGAGAAAGAAGUGUUCCAAAAUCGAAAUGAGCCAAGAAGAGUGAAGAUAUUUGAUGGAGGGUAUAAAUCAAAUGAAGAAUAUGUAUAUGUGCGAGGAAGAGGAAGAGGAAAAUACAUUUGUGAAGAGUGUGGAAUAAGAUGCAAGAAACCCAGCAUGUUAAAGAAACACAUUCGUACACACACAGACCUCAGGCCAUACCACUGCAACUACUGUAACUUCUCCUUCAAAACAAAAGGCAAUUUGACAAAACACAUGAAAUCCAAGGCUCACAGCAAGAAGUGUAUGGAUAUGGGAAUAGUAGUUGGCCCCGUGGAUGAUCAGGAUACAGAUGAUUCUGGUGAGAGGCAAAGAUACACUGGUGAACGUGAUGGGGAAGACUCUGAUGGUGCGGAGGAUGAAGACAAUGAUAACGAGGAUGAAGAUGAAGAUAGUCAAGCAGAGUCUGUUCUUUCAGCUACCCCAUCGGUUACAGCAAGCCCUCAGCAUUGCCCCUUCCGAAGCAGCCAGCAAGACGCAUCCAGCACUGAUGAGGAUUCUCGAAUUCCAACUUGCUUUGGUCACGCAAACUCCAUGGAUAUUCUUCCUAAAGCAUUGAUUACCAGGAUGACUGCACUGACCACACCGACCAUUUGCAAACCAGAGAGCCAUGAAAGAAAAAGUGAUGAUGUUUUGGUACAAAAAACUAUACCUCCUCAAAGUGAAGCAUCUUCUCCUAAAUCCCCAUGUCAUCAGAUGUCUGUGGAUUAUCCAGAUGGUGCAGAAGAAGAGGGUGGCUUGACAGAAACAAAGAAAUUAGCUGUAAAACAGGAUUCAUCAUCUGUGAACACCCCAUCCUCCCCGGUUGACAGGAGCACACAGACAAUGGAUUCAUCUGUACCGGACUUUAACAACCGUCAAGAAACAUUUGCCAGCUCUACUCAGCAGCACAACCAAGUGUCUGCUGCACCAACUCAUCUAUUUAGCCAUUUGCCUUUGCAUUCUCAGCAGCCUGUAAAAUCACCUUACAGCAUGAUUCCAGUAGGUGGGAUUCAGCUUGUCCCAGCUGGUCUAACUGCAUAUUCCACGUUUGUUCCAUUCCCAGCUGGGCAAGUACAACUUACCAUACCUGCUGUAGGGGUGAUUCACAGAACUGCAAGUGCUCAUGGGGAUAAACCUACAGACAUACCUAGCACACAAAGUCCUAUAGGUGUGGCUGAAGUGAAUGGAGUAGUACCAUGUAUUCCAAUUGGUCAAGUAAAUAUGCCUGCUCUUAGUGCAUCAAGCUUGCAACCCAUCCAGCCAUUAAGCAUGGAAACUGUAAACAUAUUAGGCCUUUCAAACCCAAGUGUUGCACCGCAGAUACAUCCUGCAGGACUUACUCUAAAUGCAGUUGGUUUUCAAGUUUUAACCACAACUCCUGCUUCCCAGAGCAGUCCCAGUGCACAGACUCACAUUCCAGGCCUUCAAAUUCUCAACAUAGCUUUACCCACUUUAAUCCCAUCUAUUAGCCCUUUGUCUGUCGAUAGUCAGGGCGUUCCCGAUAAAUCUUCAUGUAGCACAGCAGCUGGCCACAGUCCAACCAACCUUUCUGGGGCAGAUGCCAAAAACAUUAAGCAGUCUGAUUCUUCACAAGUGUCAUCCCAGAGGCAUGAUCCUCCUAAAACAUCAAGUAAUGCUGCUGCCACAGAGAGAGGCACAACCUGCAAUAAGAACUCUGAUCGAGAGAGUCAACUAAAGCAGAAUACUAGCAUUGGUCCCAGUCAAAUGAAAACUGCCAAACCGGAUCAUUACUUGAAGAUUAGGUCUGAAAGUUUAAACAGGUCUUCUCUGGGCCGGGCACUUCCUCCUCUUCGACACCAGAGGAGAACAGAACUGAUCUCAAGACAGAUGACUGUGCAGUACAGCGAUUCCAGCAGCGACGAUGAUGAAGGCAGACUGAUUAUAGCAACCUAGACUCUUCCCAUUUUCAUUUUAGUUUCAGUAUUUUUUUGUUUGUUUGUUUUGGGAACAUUGGGAUAUAAAAGACUCUCCAAGGAUUAGUGGAAAACCUUUCUUAUCUUUAAAAGCACAUUUUUCUUACAUAAUAAUAAUUACACUCGUGCAAUCAUGAACUCUUGACCAAUAAUUUUUUUAUUUUAUUUUUUCUCUGUUAUUGUUUGCUCCCGCCAUUUUUGUACAUGUUGUAUAGACACUUGUGCCUUUCGGAACUUUAUGUGUAGAAUAUGUAUAUAUCAGUGAAUCCAAUAUAAAUAAUUAUAAAUGUACAUAAUACAAGGUAGUUGCUUGUGUUUAGUAAGUACGUACAUAUCUCAUGUUGAGUAAAAUAAUUAAAUUAUAAAAUUCUAUAUGUAUAUGUUGCACUGUUAAAUGUAAUUUUUUUAUGGACGUGGGGCAACUUUGUGUACAGAUCUUGUAUGUAAAACUCCAUAUUUAUUGUGUCCAUAUUAGUCUUGGAAAAUGGUUCUGUCCAUCUUUGUGUGCAAGACGGUAGCUUUACACUUAAAAACAGAAAUUCUGUG